Hemibagrus wyckioides is the source of this 1878-nucleotide messenger RNA. RefSeq lists its product as uncharacterized. The coding region runs from base 123 to 995 and encodes 290 amino acids. The record is from RefSeq and is a predicted model, not a curated record. Lineage: Eukaryota; Metazoa; Chordata; Actinopteri; Siluriformes; Bagridae. The transcript has 3 exons.
GCAUGCGCGGUUUUGGUUCGGUUCAGCCGUAGGAGACGUUUACGCAUGCGCAGUGCGAAUCAGGCGCUGAUCGGGUAACCACGGCAAAAAAGAAAGCGAAGAGUGACGUCACUCUAAUCAAGAUGGCGGCUCACUCCGAUAACAGCACUGAAGUGACUCUGAUCCUGGACCCAGAGAAAAGCACAUAUCUGGGUCAUGCGCCUCUGUACCAGUCAGCUGAUGACCCUAACACAUACUACCUUGAUGAAGCCCUGACUGUGAGGGUGAACCUGUAUACUACUGUAACCAAGCAAGAGGAAAUGGUGUACAUCCUGGAUUCUGAACCCCUGCCCCAAAACGAAGCCUUCAGCAAAGAGCAGACCCUCUUUCUGAUCGAUCUGAUGCGCCAGCAGUUGGAAGCCGACGGCGAGAGUCUCCUCCGGGCUUUAAAGGAGCUGAAUCCCCGAUUAAAGUCGGGUAAAAGUCGCAAGAAGCACAUGUGGAGGGAGAUGGCGACCAGACUCUCCAAACACUUUCAGCAGGUCUUCCAUCCUGAUCACGUGGCGAGGACGUGGUAUGCUCUGGAGGACGAGUACAAAAAGGUGAAAGACGAUAACAGGACAACUAAACCGGAAGCCGUGAGCUUUCAGUAUUUUAACGAGAUGGAAGAGCUGCUUGGUGGGCAUCAUGACGUCGAGUUUCCUGUUGUGGGCACGGUGAAAGGUGUAGAGGUGCGCAGGCCAAAGGCUUUGAAUGUAGAUGGUGGAAGAGACUCGCCCGCGAUGGCGCACACGGAGGAGGCUACUCCGGCGGCGACUCCGACAGCUUCAGCGACGCUGACGAGACCUCCUCCGCUCAAACGCCAGAGAACCAACAAACACUACUUGGCUCUUCUGGACUUUUUAAAGGAAUCCACAGCGGCUCGUCAGCGACGCCACGAGGAAACUCUGGCCCAGAUGAAAUCGGCUCAGGAUGGCUUUGAGGCACUAAUGAACAGAUUCCUGGACAAACUUUGACCUUCUCUUAAUAUUUUCUUGCUCAUAUUUUAUGUACAUUAUUUCUGACCGGACGAUAUAUAAAAAGAAUCUUUUAUACUGAUUUUAGUCGACUGAAUUCCUGGCUCCAUCUCUCAGAUGUUUACAAGCUCGUAUUUCUCUUCCGAUUCCUGUUUCCUUCGGACAGGACGUUGUUGUUAAGUCUUCAGUUUUCUUCUCGCCAACUGCAAAUGGUUGUGAUCAUAAGAAAAUAAGCCCAUAAACAAACCCGAAGGAACGAAUGAAGCUAGCAGAACUAUAUUCAACACAUUCAUACAGUGUCUAGAAACCGUCUACACACCCCUGUGAUAAACUGAAACCAAAAUAAUAUUUUCAUAAAGCAGUCUUUCUUAUUGUUUUUAUACCUUUUAAUGUGAUACAGCAACCAACAAAAAACGAGUGAAACACGAAUGGAAAUGUUUUUAUAAAGAAAGUAAAAUGUACACAAGCCUUAACUAACUAUUUUUAUUGAACUUUUUGGGUAAAAACCUCAUGAUUUAUCUUUUUUUUUUAAUGAAUAAAAUUUGUUAUAUUAUGUCACUACUCGAUCCCUACCUGCAACACGGUUUUGUUCUGCGCAUGCGCGAAAUAGCCGCCAGCAAAACGUUCGUAGUAGGAUUGUGUUGUUCGCGCAUGCGCAGAACAAAAAGAAACCCCGCUGAGUUUUCGCACAUGCGCAGUACAAAUCGUGUUUACGGAUUGAGUGAGACUUUUUUUUUGUUUGUUUGAAUUGUCUACGUGACAUAAGAAAAAUAAAUAAAUAAAAGCCGGGGUACAGGUAUAGACAAAAAAACCCUUUGUAACAAUAAACAAAACAAAAACAAACAAAUAACUAAAAAGUAAACGUAAAUAAUUAAAUAAAAAU